Molecule: messenger RNA, 3047 nt
Organism: Phyllopteryx taeniolatus (common seadragon)
Lineage: Eukaryota; Metazoa; Chordata; Actinopteri; Syngnathiformes; Syngnathidae
Gene: fignl1
Product: fidgetin-like 1
Exons: 2
Coding region: 841-2763 (640 amino acids)
Molecular function (GO): ATP hydrolysis activity; ATP binding; microtubule severing ATPase activity
Source: RefSeq, a predicted model, not a curated record
CUUUAUGUUCACCGUGUUUACGAAGUAUGCAGAUUGUUGCAUGUUAUGUAGUCACUACACCAUGCAUCCUCGCUAGUCUACUACUAAAAUGUGUUAACAUAAACUGUCAAUUUAUAGUUGGUGAAAUCUGAAAGUACUUCAAUACGCGUAACAUCGAGAGGGUUGAAAUUACGGUACUCAGGGGCCCGCGGUGCUACAAAAGACAGUACAAAUAACAUCAAUAUAAAAGAUAAAUAAACUAUAGUAUAUGCAGUAUAAAAAGUAUUAAUUGAAUGUGCAAAUAUCAAAGGUCAGGUGACUACAAAAGACAGUACAAAUAACAUCAAUAUAAAAGCUAAAAAAAAACUAUAGUGUAUGCAGUAUAAAAAGUAUUAAUUGAAUGUGGAAAUAUCAAAAGUCAGGAGACGUGUGUAACACAGUCAAGGUAAGAGAACCAAGGCAAAUAAGACAUUUAUAAAUUAGAACACAAAACCCCAAUGCUGCGGAAGUGGCUGGUGCGACCCUUAGUCUGGUGUGAGUGUGUGUGAGAGAGAGUGUGUGUGCGCAUCUAUAUGUUUGUCAGACUUCAGAGUUCUGGUGGGCAGAGGACAGAAGACGUAGAGCGUGCAGAGAGUUCAGAUUCCUGACAGCUUUGAGACUUUGAGUCGGCUAGUCCUGGUCCGCAGACUGAAGAGGAUGUGUGACGGAUGGAUGGCAUCCCCUGCUAUGCGGAGGGCUUUGCGGGUGCUGUUAAAUGUCCUGCAGUGAGGGAAGAGAGGUUCCGAUGAUCUUCUCAGCUGGCCUCACUAUGCGGUGGCGAGUCUUGCGGCAGGAUUCGGUGCAGGGUGGAACAGCCCAGGCAUGAGUGGCGCACACCUGGACGAAUGGCAAAGGAGGUCCUUUGACAUUUCAUCUGGCAAUUGUACACCUGAACAGACGGCCGAUGCCUACCGGGCCCACAUCGUUUCCAUUCAGUAUGCAUGGGCAAGUUCCCACCUAUCAGAGGCCGCCAUGGGCAGUCUGCUCAGGACCUACUCAAAGCGCUAUGCUGCAUUGCUGGACUCGGAUGACCCCAGCACGGGGCUGAACAACUAUGCAGAGAGCGCGCUUCAUCUGGCCCGUAAUCAGAAGAACCACAGCGACAAAUGGGAGUCGUCUCUCACCAUGGAGCGUAUGCUCGACUUGCCCUGCGUGCAGAAGAUGAUUCAAGCAGGGGCAGGGGGAGAAGGCUCCCUCGUGGCAGCAGCAGAUGUUAGCAUAUCUGUUGGACAAGAGUGCAGCAGCAUCAGCAACUCCUUGUCUGCUUCCACUGCUCCGGGCAGGUCAGAGGCCACAUCCUUCAGACCCACUUGGCCAUCACAAGCAAAAGUAGAGGUGAAUAACACAGCCGCUGUUUCUGUGGAUAGACCAAAAACCUCUGAGGGCAUGUCAGAUAAUAUCUAUUCAUCUUCACGUCCAAAUGCCAGAGCGCAGCCGGUGUUUAGCCAUCCCUCUUCAGGUCCUCCUCAGACCAACACACAUCCCACAGUCAGCAACUAUCAAUCCGGCUUCUUUCCUACCUCCAGUCCAUCAAAGCGAAAUAAUUUUUACAGUCCAGAUGCAAGUGAAGGUAGAAGGGGGCCACAAGCAGGGGCCGACAUAAGACCAACAAGUAACUUCAAAUCAGCCCGUGAACAGCUAAUUGUGGAUCAACAGAAGAAACAUUCCCAGCAGCCCCAAAGAGGAGCAACUUCUGUGGUGGCAGCUACAGUGAAGAAAUCCCUGGGAGCCAAUAGGCCUCGAGGUGCUUUCUCUAAAUUUGUGUCUCCCAUGCCACGACAGGACGAAGAGGAGGGUGGGCCGAGAACCAACUCCAAUCGGGGACCUCAGGUUCUGGAUGAACGUCUGAAAAACUUUGAACCAAAGAUAGUGGAAUUGAUCAUGAGUGAGAUCAUGGACCACGGGCCCCCUGUGGUGUGGGAGGACAUAGCAGGCCUGGAGUUUGCUAAGACCACCAUAAAGGAGAUUGUUGUUUGGCCAAUGUUGAGACCUGACAUCUUUACAGGCCUCCGGGGUCCACCUAAGGGAAUCCUGUUGUUUGGACCCCCUGGGACUGGGAAGACGUUGAUAGGCAAAUGCAUCGCUUGCCAGUCGGGUGCCACAUUCUUCAGCAUCAGUGCGUCGUCGCUCACAUCCAAAUGGGUGGGUGAGGGGGAAAAAAUGGUGCGGGCCUUGUUUGCCAUAGCACGUUGUCACCAGCCUGCUGUCAUUUUCAUUGAUGAAAUUGACUCGCUGUUGUCCCAGCGCACUGACGGGGAGCACGACUCAUCACGCAGAAUCAAGACCGAGUUUCUGGUUCAGCUGGAUGGGGCCGCCACAGCCGCCGAGGACCGCAUCCUGGUGGUGGGGGCCACCAACCGACCUCAGGAGAUAGACGAAGCUGCCCGUCGUCGCCUGGCCAAGAGGCUGUACAUCCCCCUUCCCGAGGGCCCUGCCCGACAGCAGAUAGUCACCAACCUCAUGGCUCGAGAGAAGAACCAGCUGAGAGCGGAGGAGGUGGAGCGCAUUGUAGCGAACACUGAGGGCUUCUCUGGGGCAGACAUGACCCAGCUGUGUCGAGAGGCGGCCUUGGGACCCAUCCGCAGCAUCCAGCUAGGUGACAUCGCUACCAUCACGGCAGAUCAAGUUCGGCCAAUCCGCUACGGCGACUUCCAAGACGCUCUGAAGACGGUGCGGCCCAGCGUCUCAUCUAAGGACCUUGAGCUGUACGAGGAGUGGAAUAAGACAUUUGGAAGUGGUCGAUGAUGGGCUUAGUUCAAGAAAACGCACCUUUCAUCAAAACUUACAAGUGGCUUGGCUUUUUACUUUGCUUCAUGAAUAAUUUUCAUUAUCGGAAACAGUUGAAUAAAUAUUCCUUUUCUGGUUACUAAGCAAACAUGCACAUAUUGCUAUUUAGACUUUGUUGUGAAUUUUGUUUCUGAAAUACUGUCCUUAAUAGGAUAUUCUCAAAUGUUCCAGGUUAUGACUUGUAAUUAAAAGUUGGCGUUGUAGUUUUUUCUCAAAUACAAUAAAAUAAAAUGCUUACAGCA